AUGGUAUUGCCAGCAAGUACUGGUACAACUAAUGUAGUCUUCUGCUUCUACCACAACCAACACCACCCUUGCUACCACCAUUACCACUACUACACUAUUGACAACUACCACCGUCCACCCAAGAUCUCGGAGCAGGUGAACGGUUUCCGGAAAGCAGUUCAGGGUCGAUCUAUCAAGCUUCCAUGUCCCGUCACGGGGAAUCCCCCACCCCUCAUCAUGUGGACCAAGGAUGGCGUCACCAUUCACAGCGGCUGGGAGCGCUUCCGGGUCAGAUCGGAGGGUCUCAAAGUCAAUGACGUGGUGAUCGAAGACAGUGGAUCGUACAUCUGCAGGGCCACAAAUGGAUUCGGAAGCGUCAGCGUAAACUUUACAUUAACAAUUACAGAUGGGUCAAGUAGUCCUGAACGAGAUCCUAGCAAGGUAGACACACCUACAGUUGAUGAUAGGCCCGAUAGACCAACGUCUGGAACCAUGCCUCAAUUUUCCGAGCUGAACAAAAUGAUGAAGACCCAAAAGAUAAUGAAGCCCCUGAACAGUUCUGUGAGGUUAAAGUGCAAGGCUUCCGGCCACCCUCGCCCAGAGAUAGUUUGGGAAAAGGACGGCACACGAAUGGUCAUAGCUGCGGAGGGCAAGCAAUCUAGGCAGUUUACUCUCAAGUUGAGCCACUUAAAAUCGGAAGAUAGCGGCACCUACACGUGCAUUGUGUUUAACAAGCACGGGCGUAUUAACGCCACCUAUGAAGUAGAUGUAGUAGAUCAAGUAAAGAAGAAGCCUGAGCUGUUGGGAGAACACCCCGUCAACACGACGGUGGAGUUUGGAGGUACCACAUCAUUCCAAUGCCGAGUGCGUAGCGACAUCAAGCCCCACAUCCAAUGGCUGAAAAGGGUGGAAACGCAUAGCAUCCCCUCCAACGCCACCAUAGAGAUGGACGGACAGUACUUUGUGGUUCUUCCUGCGGGGGAUGUGCUCCCGAGACCCGACGGGUCAUACCUCAAUAAACUCAUCAUUUCCUAUGCCACGGCGGAGGAUGCAGGGAUGUACAUCUGUUUAGGGGCGAAUACCAUGGGAUACAGCUUCAAAAGUGCAUUCCUUGAAGUUUUUCCAGAUCCAAACCUGAAUGUGAUCGACCCUGCCCUUCAGCAGACUCCUAGAGUAAAUCCGGUCGUUCCACAAGCAUGGAGCUCAGUUCAACAAGGCUUGCUCAUCGGUGUCCCCGUCGGCUUUGCUUUCUUAUUUAUCGUCGUCAUCGUCAUCUGCACCAUCAGUCGUAACAAGGCAAGGUCGCAACGUCGCCAUCGGACGACCCCGCCCGCACCCCAGCUCCCGAACUCUUCGAUCAAAAAGGAUUACAACCACAGUGAUUACUUAAAUCGAACCAAUCUGGCAAACCCCCAUAUGAUGGACAUGGAGCAGUGUGCGCCCCUCACUGCCGCGCAGUGUGCCCCCCUCACCUCACAACAGACUCUUCACAUAUACCCGGUACCGAGCCGGGAAAACGUCCUCAACCGUUACGACGUGCAUUCACCGAGCAGUUUCACAGACACUUUAAACAGUAACGGGAGCUUAACAAGCAGCAAUAGACCAAACAUGCACCAUCACUUACAUCAGCAUACGAUUCUCCAUUGCUAGCAUUUGCUCAACAAUUCCAAAGUCUAAAGGUGUCACUUUCCUUUUUUUUAUAUGAAAAAAAAGCAGAAACCAAAAAAAAAUUUGCCUUUAUGUUGACGUCUCUAGCUAGAUAAAGAUAACCCUUCUAGAUUAUGUUCACAUGGCAUGUGCAGUGUGCCCAUAGAUAUAUGUAUAGAGAGAGAUUUAUUAGAACACUGUAUUUGUCUUGUUUAUAUAUUUCAUAUCUGUACAUAAGUAUAUAUAUCUAUAUAUAUGUACGCCCAACUCUGUAUUAUGUGUUCUGUUUGUACAGAAAGUGUGUGUCUUAGUGCCUAUGGCCUGCGAUGUGUAUAAAGUAUAAAUAAGUACAGAUAUUUAUAUAUCAUUAUUGAAAGAGAUUGAGAUGUUAUAGUCUUAGCUCUUCUUGAAAUAGAACUGAUGACUAGUGUUUUUUAAUAUUAUUUUGAAUUUGGUGAUGAGCUGCAAACGUUGAUAUAAAAAAGUAAGGGGUAAUGACUAAUAUAAAUUCAUAUGUUGGCUGAAAGAAAAUCAAUAUUUCAGCGAUCUCUAUUCACAGAAUGCAUGAAACAAAGGUUGAAAAUUCAUGUUUAUUUUUUGAAUUCCUGCUUUAAUCUAACUCACUUUCCUGAUGUUCAAUUGUAUGAUGUGAACGAACCAUUAUUACGUAAUUUGGUAAACUUUAUGAACCUAAAAUAUGAGUCACAUGAUGCAUUAUAGUAUUUACCUGAUAGAAUGAUGUUAUAGAUCUGUAAUGAAUCCUCAAAGAUAGAUAAUAUUUUUGUGAUUUAUCCCGAAAUGUGGAAAGCCAUCAGUGUCACAAUUCUUGAUGUAGACGCUGUAUGCAAAGUACCGUUGUCAACUAAAUGAGCAUGCUUAUUUUCCUCAGCAUGAUACAUGCUUGAGUAUCCAUUACAGAGAAAACAUGUUUAAUGGACAUGUAUUGAAGAAAAUGAUGUCUCUGGCUUUCCAUAAAUGAGAUUAAUUGGAUCAGUCACAAUUUUUAGUGAGAUGGGGUCCCAUUAGAACCUUAGACGCACCUUGUUCAAAAGCCGUUUGGAAUGUUUCAAAGGUAACGUAUUAACAGAAAUAUUAGUUUUUAAAAAUAAGAUCAAAUGUCAACUCUAGAAAUUAUAUUCCAAUGGCCCCUUCUCACAUAGAUCAAAGUAAUGAUUUAGGAGAUCAAUUCCAAUUUUAAUUCUAUUUUAAUCAACUGCAACUCUUGUAUAAAGCCAUAGCCACUGGUCCUUUACCAUACUGACUUGUCAUAAUAUCAAAAACACAAUUUCUACGACAAGUUUACUAUCAGCCAUUCAAAUUGAAUAAUUUCAAUAGCUUUAAAAUUUUAUUGCAAACUUGUUAUUAUAACAUUAUGAAAUGGGUGCCAGGGCAGUGGGAAACUCAUACCUUGGUGUACUAACAAUGAAAUAUUGGUAUGUGGAUUCACUUUUUGUUUUAUCUUUACAGUGUUUAUGGAGAUGAGGGUAAAGUUCAUUGAAUAUACAAACCAGAGAAGAAAAAAAAUUCUUAACAUGGUCUUCCCUGCUCCUCUUUAUUUCAAAUUACUUUCUGCACUGUACUGAAUCCAAUAAACCAUUUUGUAAUUAGCUCUAGAGCAACUCUUCCCAAAUGACUUCUUCUUUUUUUUUUUUUUUAUUGGAUAGAUAGUGAGAUACUCAAUUUUAAUUUUUAAGUGAAGAUAUUAUGUAAGGUUGCCUGGGAGAUGUUUCACAAAGAUUUGAGUAUUACUUAAGAGUCGCACUUAAGCUCCUAGUUACAUGCGUUAUAAAAGGCAUGACAGCAUUGGUAAGAUCACGCUAAGAGGACGCACAAUACUGCGUAUUAAUCAAUAAGAUUGCGCAUUACAUAUUAUUUAUGUGUUGGCAUUUAAGUGCGACUCUAAUUCAUACUUAAACCUUUGUGAAACCAUGGUGAAACACCCCCCUGGUAUCCUAAUCUGCAAUCGGGGGGGGGGGGGGGGGGGACAUUUCAUAAAACUGUUUGAAAGUUAAAAGUGACUUUAAGAACAACUGGUGAUCCUUUCUUGUGGUUAAUGAUAUUCACCAUUAAAUUUUCAUUGGUGAUUAUUUAGAGCCUAAGAAAUGUUCACCAGUCAUUUUUAAAGUCGCUCUUCACUUACAAACAAGCUUUAUGAAACACCCACCAUGUGACACAAAUUGUGGUUUACAUUAAUUUUCAAGUGGGAAAGCUUGUGUUUCAUUGUCUGCUUUGGCUAUCAUUCUAACCGUUGCUGUUAUCUUUUAGUGGGAUAAGCACUAUUCCGGUUUACUGCCAAUGACUUUCAUCUGCUCAUGCAUUAAUUAUGAAAUUGAUUAUUUGAGUUUACAGGGUCUUUUUUGACAUUUUCGGGAUAAAUCACCCUUUUUGCUGGAUUUAAUUUGUAUCAGAUUGUUAAAACCACUAUUUAGAAUUGUUAUUUUAUACCCUAAAUCUUGUAUUUCUGGUAUUUCUGUUCAAGAUAUGUAUAAAAAAAGCAGGUUUUCUGGUAUGUUGUUGAUGGAAGUGCAGAAAAUGCUUAAAUUUAUGCAUUCUUUUUUUGGCAUUCAUUAAUUACCUCCAUUUCGAGGACAAACUGUAGGCUCGAAAAAAAACUUGCAAUUGGCCAAAAUUUCAGAAGCUUUUAAUAAUUAUUAUUUUUUGUUAAGACUAAUUUUCUGAAGUGGGACACUUGUCUUAACAUAUAUUUUUUACAGAGUACAUGGAAAGGAGGGGACUGUUGAAAUAUUUGUUACUACUGCCUGAAUGUGGAUUUUCAUGAUUUUAAGCCUUUUAUAUGCAGUAUUAUGUAUACAUUAUUUCAUGUGAUGCGUGGUUGGUUUCUAUGAUAUCAUGUGUCCUUCCCACUUUUACAUCAUGUUUUUUAUCAUCAUUUUGAAUGGAAACUUUCGUCAAACAUGAUUUCAUAUGAUGAUGAGAGGGAACCUGUUGUCUUAAAAAAGGGCAUGUUGAAUCAUGUCUUUGUCCUCAAUCUGUUUUUUUUUUGUAUUUGUUGGAUUCCCUGAUCUUGAAUUCAUUGAUGAUUAUGAGUGCAAAUUUGUUAAUGAGAAAAAUUAAUCAUUUAUGAAGGAAAAGUCUUCCAUUAUUAAUUUGUCCAUCUUGAUCAUUAAAUUGGUUCCAUGACAUUUGCUCUGGCGACAAUUGCUCCGCUAUAAACUCCACACACCAAUCGAAUGACCAAUUUCAACCCUGGGUUAAACACUAUACCCUACCUUAAACCUAACAAAACCCUAUUGCAACCCGAACCAUGUGUCCGAGACAAAAUUAAGCCCGGAGCAAUCGUCGCAGGAGCAUAUAUUGUGUCACCCAUUAAAUUACCAAGCCCCUACACAACAAAUGUUUUGCAAUCAAUUUCAAUAUUAAGUGAUCACCCAUUGCAAGCUUUGCAACUAAUUGCUAGUUUUGUGUUAAUGUUGUAGUUGGAAAAAUGCAAUGUUUUUUUCGUCAGAGUUUAUGACUUGUUGCAAAUGAUAAGUUCUAGUUUGAAAUUCCAAGAGUUAUAGGAUCAUGUUGUAAGUGAAUUCCAAAAAUUGCCCUAACAUCAUUUGAAAUGACAUACAGGUUAAUCUUCCUAGGUUGAAUCUUAUUGGACCACAGAAUAGAUUUGACAUUGAUGAUGUGUAUAACCCAUGUUUCAGAUAAUCUAGUCUAAAAAAAUAAUACGACUUAUUACCUCGGUGUAUGUAACUUGAGAACUAUUUGAGGCUGGGUUGGUUUGAUCAGUGAUUUGACAUCAAACUGUGGAUAGUCAAAUGAUGCCAUAAUGUGAUAAGUGAUAUCACUUGUUCAAUCAAAUUUCUCCCUCUUUUUUUUUUUUUGGGGGGGGGAUGGGAUAGAUAAUUAUAUUGGGGAUGGCUUAUUUCAUGGAAUACCAGAAAUAUUCCACUCGUCAGGGCCAAUACUCAUCUUCGAUUCAUGGAAUAUUUGCCCAUACUCUGAGCCAUUUAAUAUAAUAUAAAUAUCUUAUGGUAAAUGAUUAGAUUUUCCAAUGUUUAAAUUUGCAAUUACGAGAUGACGGAGCAUCCUUAUUGACUUGCUGGUGCAAAUGUGACCAAGCAUAUAUUUUGCUUUAAUACUGGUACAUGUAAAUUCUUGAUUCUGAGGCUAUGGUUUUCAGAUGAAGAAGGGUUAGCAAACGACAAGGAUCCACAUAAAAAUAAUUUUUUGAGCAGCAAGUGCCAGAGAUAUUGCUAAGUGCAGGUUCCAAAGGUGUUUCAUGCAUUUUAAUUCUUUCUUUCUUUUCUGCCUAUGUGUAAAGGUGCAACUGCAUAUUAAUGCUGCAGUUCCAGUUAAUGAUAUAAAAUGCAAGAAUGAAGAAGCAAAAUGUCAGGAAUGUCUUAGCAAAUUGUGUUAUGUAAUAUUGUCAAACCAUGGAGCUAUUAAUAGCUCUAUGGUCAAACUGAUGAUAAGGAAGGUAUUCACAAAUGGAUAUGUUCAUAUUUAUUGUACACUUGUCCGAGUUUUACAUUAAUUCUACAGGUUUGGGAUUUCUUAAAGUUAAGUGUUCUACUUUGUAAUUUUAGUUGUAUUUUGCUAGUAUUGACCUUUAAAAGGAAAAAGUUAUCAGUAUAACAAUAAUUGCAUAAGGUCAAUCAUAAUUGUCUGCUGGGGGGCGUUUCAGAAAAGACUUGGUUUCAACCUUUCAUAAUC
Molecule: messenger RNA, 6294 nt
Organism: Lytechinus pictus (painted urchin)
Lineage: Eukaryota; Metazoa; Echinodermata; Echinoidea; Temnopleuroida; Toxopneustidae
Product: fibroblast growth factor receptor-like 1
Exons: 7
Coding region: 1-1629 (542 amino acids)
Cellular component (GO): plasma membrane
Molecular function (GO): fibroblast growth factor binding; fibroblast growth factor receptor activity
Source: RefSeq, a predicted model, not a curated record